UCUCUCAUGGAGAGGGCUGCCCUAGAAGGAUCAUGUAGAAGGGGAGCCUGGAGCAGCAUCCCGGGAUGGAGUUAUCUCUUGGCAUCCAUAGGCAGACCGUGGGGAGUGAAGGGAUGGAAGCCUGUUACCCAAACCACGUGUGAUUUGGUUCAGAUUCAUUUCAAAAUAUGGCUGAGCAAACAUUCAGGUACUUUUCCCCAACGCUGGCUUCCAAGCUAUAGUCCCACGGAGAAGUGUAGGUUUUCUCCCCAUAUGGGGUUCCCAAAUCGCCUUGACCCAAAGCUUAGGCGUUGGGAUGGAGGGGUCUGACUUCAUGGAGCUCUCGGGUCCCUCCAUCUCUCCUCUCGGAUGCUGGGAUCCCGAGUGGAACAAGGCAGAGUGUGGAAGCGAUGCUUCCUCUCUGCUGGCUGAUGAGACGCGAGCUGCUUGUGUGUGAGCUUGCCACCGCCGAGCGGAGGGAGCCCAAGCGAUGAUCUGCCUGCCGGGGAGUAGUUUUUCUAGUCCUCUUCCUGAGCCGCGCUCUUCCUACAGAGUCAGUCCUCCAAAGAGGAGGUGGGAGGGGGGGUUAAAAUUUAAUUAGAAGACACCGUGCUUGGCCCGGCGGAGCUUAACGCUUAACAGAGAUUUAUAUAAGCCACUCGCAGGACAAGGCUGCUGCUGUGUGAGCUUCUGGUCGGGCUCGGCUACUGCAGCCGGGGGACUGGACUGCUCCCAACAUUAGGGCAUGCCUCUGGAGGCUGCCCAGGAAACACACUGAAAGAAAGAGGAGUUUGUGGAGGGUUUGGACCCUGGCUUCCAGCAACAGCCUUCUGCCCUCCCCGGAUAAAACCUUGCCGGUCUAACAGCAGGCAGGCAGGCAGUCGUGGGAGUGGACGCCGGCCGGGCAAGAGGCAGGGGGAAGAGAGGAUGGCUUCGGUGUUCAUGUGCGGCGUGGAGGACCUGCUCUUCAGUGGCAGCCGUUUCGUGUGGAAUCUGACGGUGUCCACGCUGAGGAGAUGGUACUCAGAGAGGCUCAGGGCUUGCCACCAGGCACUGAGGACGUGGUGCGGGCUCAGGGACAUAUACCAGAUGACGGAAGGCCGACAUUGCCAAGUACACCUCCUUGAUGACAGGAAACUGGAAUUGCUGGUGCAGCCCAAACUUUUGUCAAGAGAAUUGCUGGACCUCGUGGCAUCACAUUUCAACCUCAAAGAAAAGGAAUAUUUUGGAAUAACAUUUAUAGAUGACACAGGUCAGAGCAUCUGGCUGCAACUAGAUCACCGAGUUCUUGACCAUGACUUGCCCAAGAAACCAGGCCCAGCCACUUUGUAUUUUGCCGUGAGGUUUUACAUUGAGAGCAUAUCAUUUUUGAAGGACAAAACAACUGUGGAGCUCUUUUUUCUGAAUGCAAAGUCUUGCGUGCAUAAGGGCCAGAUCGAGGUAGAAAGUGAAACAGUCUUCAAGUUAGCCGCGCUCAUUUUGCAGGAAGCCAAAGGGGACUAUACCAGUGAUGACAAUGCCAGGAAAGACUUAAAAACCCUGCCCGUGUUUCCUACACAGACGCUUCAGGAGCACCCAUCCCUUGCUUAUUGUGAGGACCGAGUAAUUGAACAUUAUCAAAAAAUCAAAGGUUUGACUCGAGGACAAGCAAUUGUUAGGUAUAUGAAAAUAGUAGAAGCUCUGCCUACUUAUGGAGUCCAUUACUAUGGAGUAAAGGAUAAACAAGGGAUUCCCUGGUGGCUUGGGAUCAGCUAUAAAGGAAUUGGCCAGUAUGAUUUGCAAGAUAAAGUGAAACCUCGAAAGUUAUUUCAAUGGAAACAGCUGGAGAACUUAUAUUUCCGUGAAAAGAAAUUUGCCGUCGAGGUUCAUGACCCUCGCAGAAUUUCAGUAUCAAGAAGAACGUUUGGGCAGAGCGGACUUUUCGUGCAGACCUGGUAUGCCAACGCUUCUCUCAUCAAGUCCAUCUGGGUGAUGGCAAUCAGUCAACACCAGUUUUACUUGGACAGGAAACAAAGCAAAGCAAAAAUUCCCUCUGCCAGGAGUUUAGACGACAUCGCCAUGGACCUAACUGAUACAGGCACACCAAAGGUUUCCAAAAUGGUGACUCUGGAUGCAAAGAAUCAGUUCAUCAUGGCAAGCAACGGCAGCUUGAUUUCCUCAGGUUCUCAAGACUCUGAGGUCAGUGAGGAACAGAAGAAAGAGAAAAUCAUGGAACUGAGAAAGAAAGAGAAGCUGCUCCAGGAAAAGCUUCUGAAGAAGGUGGAGGAGCUCAAGAAGAUUUGCCUGCGAGAGGCAGAACUCACUGGUAAGAUGCCAGAGGAGUACCCGCUGAAUUCAGGAGAAAAACCCCCUCAGGUCAGAAGGCGUGUAGGCACCGCAUUCAAAUUAGACGACAACCUGCUUCCCAGCGAGGAGGAUCCUGCCUUACAAGAGCUGGAAAGCAAUUUUGUCAUACAGCAAAAAUUGGUGGAAGCUGCCAAGAAGCUUGCCAAUGAGCCAGACCUCUGCAAAAAUGUAAAAAGAAAACGGAAGCAAGACUAUGCGGAUGCCGUGAAGAAGCUCCAGGAGAUUGAGAAUGCGAUCAAUGAAUACCGAAUUACAUGUGGCAAGAAACCGAGUCAGAAGGCAACUCUCAUUUUACCAGAAGAUAUAAUCCCCUCUGAAAGCAGUUCUUUGUCAGAUACCACGACCUAUGAUGAUGCCAAUGACUCCUUCACCCUUCCUGCCCAGCGGUCCAGUUCAGUUCCGCAUUCUCCGAGAAUUCCUCCACCCAAGUCUCUUGGUCUGGAGAGAAUCCGCUUCAGGAAGUCUUCCAUUAAUGAACAACUCAUGGAAGGCCGACAGUCCAGAGAAAUAUUGUCGACACACAGCAGUCCCUAUAGGACUCUGGAGAGACGUCCCCAGGGGGGCAGAAGCAUGCCAACCACCCCUGUUCUCACCCGAAAUGCCUACAGCAGUAGCCAUUUAGAGCCCAACUCUUCCCCACAGCACUGCCGGCAGAGGAGUGGAAGCCUGGAGUCUCAGACCCAUCUGCUCUCUGAGCUGGAUGGUGACAAGCCAUUCUUUUCCCUUUCCAAAUCCCAAAGAAGUAGCAGCACAGAAAUCCUGGACGACGGCUCCUCCUACACGAGCCAGUCAAGCGCAGAAUAUUAUUGCGUGACGCCCAGUGCCGGCCCAUACUACGCCACACAAACUCUUGACACGCGCACGAGGGGCCGAAGGAGGUCCAAGAAGCACCACGUCUCGACAUCCAACUCCGGGAGCAUGCCCAACCUGGCCCCGAAGGACAUGAGGAAUGGCAGCUACCCAAAGAGUCAUGAUCAGCCCCCUUGCAACUACUUCAUCUCCGGGUACCCGCCCUACGGCGAGUGUGAUCUUUACUAUAGCGGAACGUAUGUUUUUGAGAAUGACACCGAGGGGCAGUACAGUGUGAACCCUUCCUAUCGCACGUCGGCGCACUACGGGUACGACCGUCACAAGGAGUACAGGUCUUACCACGAGGACGAAAUGGACCGGGUGCCCCACAACCCGUAUGCAACUCUCCGACUGCCCAGGAAGGCACCCGUGAAAUCUGAGCACAUCACCAAAAACAUUCACAAAGCCUUAGUAGCAGAGCACCUGAGGGGCUGGUACCAGAGAGCCUCUGGACACAAGGACUUGGGUCACGGCUUGCAGGCAAGCUUUGAUUCUGACCGAGGCUCUCAGAGGAGUCUGGGAUUCUCUCCUCUGCAGGUGCCCUGCUCCCCAAGCAGUCGAGCUUCUUCCUAUACUUCAGUGUCUUCCACAACUGCCUCUGGGAACUGGCGGACACAGAUAACAUUAGGGCUGGCUGAUCCCCUCUCACAUUCUUCCUAUACCAGCUACUGUGGCAACGUCUACAAUCCUUUGCCACCUCCAAGCAGACAGUACGCCGAGGCCAGUCAACUGGACUGUACAGAUGGGAGCCGGCUGGAAAACGACAUGGACAGUAACGAACAGAGGCUCUAUUGGCACGAAGAUUCAAAGCCCGGAACAUUAGUCUGAACUGCCACCAGGACCACUUUUGUUCAAGCUCUGCAUUCUAACCCCAGUGUGCCUUGCCCAGUGUGCUGUUCUUCUGAAAAGGACAUCUUCAGAGAUUCCCCAAACAGCAGAAGCUGAAGAAGACUCAAGUCUUCAGAGCCCACAGACACCAAUUUUUUUAAUGUUUUCUUUUAAAGAGAACCGAGUACCCCCAUCACCAAAAAGCCCUAAAUUUGUUCUUCAAACAAAAGUGGUUAUUGGUGAUGACCGAGUGAGCUCAGGCUGUGGUUCGGUGGCAGUUUUUGUUGCAUUUUUUUUCUUUUUAACCCUCAACAAGAUCUGGUACUUGGUGGAAGUAUUUAUGUUCAGCAAGCACUUUUUAGGUGUGGUAGGCUAAAGCUCAGAUGAACAGGGGGGACUCUUCAAGAGAAAGUGGGAUUUUCAGAGCACAAUUCAGAUGGAUAAACUGAAGAAAAGCAACACUUGACAUUUUUUCAGGCAUGAGCUCACAAUGACAAAUGUAUGGACUCAUGAGUUUAUGAAGCGUCCCAUACCGACAUGUGAGGACUGGCAGAUUUUAGACAGUAUUGGAAAAUUUACUUGAAGGAAGGCUGGAUUUUCAUGGAGGUCUGAAUGGGUUUAGGGUGAUGUACAGAGUGAUGUUUUCAAGAGCACCAUGAAGUGGAUUCUGGGGAGGAGGGGAGGGGAUGACAGGUAAGGGAGGGAGGUCCAGACGAGGCUCGGGAUCUGCUGUAGCAGCCCAAAAUAUGACUCUUUCUUCAUGGUAGCACAAAUAGGAGAUGAAGCAAUAUGUCGAAUUAUUUAUAAAUGUGCUUUGUACAUUUCCAAAGGUACCAUUUCACUGUGCUGAUGAGCUCAACACCGAGCCGCAUGGUGAACUACUGUUCGAUUGGUAAUGAUCCCAUUGGGCUGCCAUUCUUCUUGGCCACUGGGCUAGGGAUUGCUCCCAUGGUCAUAAAGUUUGAAAGAGAACACACUGUGAUGGCCAGUAUUUUAAGGUGAUGCAAAAACAAAAGCAAAAGCCGAAACCAACACCCAGAAUAACCGUGCCUUACGAUUGUGGGCAUUAGGAUUGAGCACCAUUGUCUGAUCCCCAGGUGUGACUCCAGGUCCCUGAGUGACUUCAAUAAGAGUGCUCCUUAAAAAAAUCAAUAAAAAAGAGCUCCGCGAUGCAGUUGAUUGAAUUAUGAGGCUAAAAGCUACCUCGUAUUUUCUUUGGAGGAACAAAUUGUGAGUCAGUGCAGGAUUUUCCAGAAGCACUCACUUUCCUUGUUUGUAAAAAGGAUUCUUGUUUCUCAUCUGUACUGUGCUUCAGAAUCCCAUCAAAGGUGCUCUGGCGUCUUUUUUUUCCCCUUUUUAUACAGAUGAUUAGUAACUCCUUGUGUAUAUUGUGAAUAGAAAAGUUUCUGAUCAACUUUUUGGAACAUUUUUUUACCUAUAUCCCAAAGCAUGUAAUAUAUACAUAAAGAUGGUUUUGUUAAACUGGUCCUUAGUCAUUUGUAUCAUUAGAAAUGAAGUUUUGUUUUUGUUUUGUUUUGUUUUGGCGGGGAGGGGAGUGGAGAAUUAAAACAGAAAAUUUAACUUAAUUCCUUUUUUGCAUAUUUGUAUAAUCCUGCUAGGAACAGAAAUGCCCUUUUGCAUAUCUUUUUCUUAUUCUGACUUUGAAGACCUAUUAUUUUCACAUAGGUCAAUAAAUUGAAAGUGUGCUACUGAAAA
Messenger RNA from Monodelphis domestica (gray short-tailed opossum), 5718 nucleotides. RefSeq names its product FERM domain containing 4B (gene FRMD4B). Gene Ontology annotation, biological process: establishment of epithelial cell polarity. Lineage: Eukaryota; Metazoa; Chordata; Mammalia; Didelphimorphia; Didelphidae. Gene Ontology annotation, cellular component: cytoskeleton; adherens junction; bicellular tight junction. The record is from RefSeq and is a predicted model, not a curated record.